AUGGCGAUAGAAAUGCUGCUGAGUCCGGAAGGACUUGUUUUUCUCUCCACCCUAGCCAUUGUCCUUUGGGGGCUCAAGACCUUCACCGGUAGUGGUACAAAGGGUAAACAGCCGCCAGGACCUUCAGGCAUACCAUUCUUUGGAAAUCUUUUUCAGGUCCCACCUUAUCAUUCAUGGCUCAAGUUUAAGGAAUGGUCCGAUGAAUUCGGACCGAUCGUCCGCUUCAGCAUGGCCGGAAGCGAGAACGUCAUUCUCUCGACGGAGGCUGACGCCAAUAAUCUCUUGCGAGAACGAGGCACCAAAUAUUCCUCUCGGGCAUAUCUGCCAUUUGCGACUGGCUUGCUCUCAGACAAUCUCCGCCCGUUGCUGCUACCAUACAACGCCGAAUCUUACCAGCCAAUUCAAGAUAUAGAAUCGAAGAGACUACUGGCACACUUGCUAAAACAGCCAGCGCGGUACGGCCAUUGGUUCGAUUUAUAUGCCUCCGGUGUGGUCUUCCGGGUUGGGUUUGGUCAGUGGAUCGAAACUGGCGAAGAGUCUGUGGUGAAAAGAAUCGUGCAGGUCAACCAUAAUCUCGAACGUGCUGCAUCACCAGGGAGCUACUUGGUGGAUACCUUUCCUAUAUUGGGAUAUAUUCCUAGUAUACUCGCACCCUUCAAAAGAGAAGGGAAACGGCUCCACGACGAAGAAUUGAGUCUAUUUCGUGAACUGCAAUCCGACGUACGGACACAAAUCGCCCAAGGAAAUGCAACCAAUUCGUUCACACGCACCUUUUUGGAACACCAAGAAGCCUUGCGUCUCUCUGACGACGAAGGUGCCUAUGUGGUUGGGACCAUGUUUGAAGCCGGGAGCGGUACAACCUCUGCAGCAAUGCAGUCCUUCUGUCUUGCUAUGUGCCAUUUCCCAGAUUGGCAACAGAAAAUGAAAGAGGAACUCGACCAGGUCGUUGGCGACCGAAUGCCUGAAUUCACAGACAUAUCUAAUCUGCCCACCGUUCGCGCUGUUAUCAAAGAAGUCCUUCGCUGGCGACCCGUCACUUCAGGAGGAGUGCCGCAUCAGUUGAUCCAGGAUGAUGAGUAUAACGGAUAUCACUUUUCGAAAGGCACUGUGUUCCACGCCAAUCAAUGGGCUAUCCAUCGCGAGCCCGAAUUAUAUCCAGACCCAGAAAGCUUCAGGCCGGAGCGGUGGUUAAGCCCUGAUUUCCCAACAACUUUUCAAGAGCCACUGACCAAGUUCCCUAACCUGCAAAAUUUCUCUGCGUUCGGCUUCGGACGACGUAUAUGCCCGGGACAGAACAUCGCCGAGAGCUCGUUGAACAUUCUCACUGCUCGGAUCGCCUGGGCUCUAAAGCUUAGCAAGAAGAAAGAUUCCCUCGGUAACGAUCUACCAUUGCCGCUCUACGACUACACUCGCGGCUUCAAUUCUCAACCCAACCACUUCGAGUUUGAUAUUGCACCCCACAGUCCUCAAAGAGCCGAGCAGAUUCUUGCAGCUCUGAAAGAAGCCGAGGCAAGCAAGAGUCGAUAA
Penicillium riverlandense is the source of this 1527-nucleotide messenger RNA. RefSeq names its product cytochrome P450. Gene Ontology annotation, molecular function: iron ion binding; monooxygenase activity; heme binding. The record is from RefSeq and is a predicted model, not a curated record. The transcript is spliced from 3 exons. Bases 1 to 1527 code for a protein of 508 amino acids. Lineage: Eukaryota; Fungi; Ascomycota; Eurotiomycetes; Eurotiales; Aspergillaceae.